AGAUCAAAUACACAAAUACUUUUGCAGGAACUUGUGCAAGCUGGAAAAGACAUUGAAAGUGCAUAUUGGGAACUUGUUGUGAAGGAUAUACAGGAUGCAUGCAAACUCUUUGAGCCAAUUUAUGAUGAAACUGAUGGUGGUGAUGGGUACGUGUCUGUCGAAGUGUCACCUGGACUUGCUGAUGAUACUCAGGGGACUAUAGAAGCUGCAAAGUGGCUUCAUAAAAAGGUUCAGCGUCCUAAUGUUUACAUCAAGAUUCCUGCUACUGCUCCAUGCAUCCCCUCAAUCAAGGAAGUGAUUGCAUCAGGAAUUAGCGUGAAUGUUACGCUCAUAUUCUCUCUUGCUAGAUAUGAAGCAGUUAUUGAUGCUUACCUGGAUGGCCUAGAGGCCUCUGGACUAUCUGAUCUCUCUCGAGUUACAAGUGUUGCUUCUUCUUUGUUAGUCGAGUAGACACCCUUGUUGACAAGAUGCUCGAGAAAAUUGGAACUCCUGAAGCUCUUGAUCUCCGUGGGAAGGCUGCAAAUGCUCAAGCAGCUCUAGCCUACCAGGUCUACCAGAAAAAGUUCUCUGGUCCAAGAUGGGAGGCUUUGGUGAAGAAAGGUGCCAAGAAGCAAAGGCUGCUGUGGGCUUCAACCAGUGUGAAGAAUCCGGCAUACCCUGAUACUUUAUACGUGGCACCUCUCAUUGGACCUGACACGGUAUCCACCAUGCCGGAUCAAGCUCUUCAAGCAUUCAUUGACCAUGGUACUGUCGGAAGGACGAUUGACGCAAAUGUGUCCGAAGCAGAGGGUAUUUAUAGUGCCUUGGAGAAGUUGGGAAUCGCGUGGAGCUACGUGGGUUCUCAACUUGAGCUUGAGGGAGUGGAUUCUUUUAAGAAGAGCUUUGACAGCUUGCUUGACAGUCUGCAAGAGAAGGCAAAUUCUCUCAAUCUAGUGAGCCUGUAAGCGCUGUGCGAUGUUGAAUUACAAUUACGCUGGAACAAUGAACAACAAAAUUAAAUAAAGGGGUGCUGUAAAGACGAAUAAAUGUUUGAUGUGUGCGGUGUAACUUGUAAGAGGAUGGUGUUGUGUUGAGCUGUGAUGAUAUUAUGUAUGGUUGUGCUUUAAUAUGGACAUUUUUGCAGUACUGUACUACUUUGUAAUAUCCCCAGACGGGGUUCGUUAUCCAGUGGCUGUUCUUUGGGGUGGUGAAUUUUUAUUUGCCAAUGCGCUGCACCUCUUGCUCUGCGAGAAAGAGUUCCAACAGUUCUGACAGAGGGUAACUGUCAACUGUCCUGCGAUGCUUGUUUUCUUGUACGAGUUUCGUUCUUAUGAAAUGAACUUCGUGGGAUUCAAAUCAGCUUCUAAACAGAAAAUUAUGUUCAUUCAUUUUAGUUGUCUAGCUUGUCAGGUUUGGUUAAUGAAAUGAAGGAUGGGAGAAAAUAUUACUGCUAGUAAUAGAAAUCAGAAUGGAAACAGACGACAAAGAGGGAGACCAAAUAGUAAUGGUCCAACUGCAGUUGCAACCCCGGACUCAGUGUGAACCAUACGAUAAAAGGUCGGGGGUACAAUGGUGAGAUUAGGUACGAGUGGAUGCUACAAAAGCUGAGGUCGUUGUCGCCCCCCUGCAAAGCGUUUCCUCUCCUCCUAAGUUGGUCUACGCCUGAAAAACAGAAUAGAAACUGCCUUUUCUUUCUUCCCGUCUUGGAGAAAUUGUAGCAAUCAGAUACCCAUCGGCGAUCAGUAGUAGGUGACAAAGGUGAAGAGGAAAAUGGCGUGCAUUUCUGCCGUCAUUUCUGUUUCAAAUGUUAACGUUGGUGCUUCAGCAUCUCCAUCACCAUCCUCAUCCUGGUGGCGGCACUGGCACACGCCCAAGCUUCAGAGCAUCACAACGCCCCUCCCCACUGACGCCCUCCCCAUCCCAACCUGCAGCAGGGUUUUCACUUGCUGAAGAUGAAACUCCAAGGCCAGCCUUUUCUCCUCUUGUCCAUCGGCGGAAAGUUGUCCUGUCUUCUGUUGGACUGUUGAUGGCGUCCACUUAUUUCAAUGGAGCCGCCUCUGCCCUGUCUUCUCGAUUCGCUGACAUGCCAGCAUUGAGGGGAAAGGACUACGGCAAGACAAAGAUGCGAUAUCCUGACUAUAGUGAAACAGAAUCAGGUCUACAGUACAAGGACCUGAGAGUAGGAAGCGGGCCAACACCAAAGAUAGGAGAGACAGUUGUGGUUGACUGGGAUGGUUACACUAUUGGAUAUUACGGUCGCAUAUUUGAAGCUCGCAACAAAACGAAGGGUGGUUCGUUCGAGGGGGAUGAUAAGGAGUUCUACAAAUUUAAAAUUGGAUCUGAAGAGGUCAUACCUGCAUUUCAGGAAGCUGUUUCAGGCAUGGCACUUGGUGGUGUCAGAAGGAUUAUUGUUCCCCCAGAACUGGGAUAUCCUGACAAUGACUUCAACAAGAAGGGUCCUAGGCCAACAACAUUUUCGGGGCAGAGAGCCUUGGAUUUUGUGCUGAGAAACCAGGGGUUGAUAGACAAAACUCUCUUGUUUGAUAUUGAGCUAUUGAAGAUCGUCCCUACUUGAGGCCUUCCCUAAUUGAAGAAUGUAUGAAGUAUAUUGUCAGAUUUGUUCACAUACAACAGUACCAAAAGGCGUUUCUUUAUACAACGAUGUAGAGAUGUAGACGACACUAGUAGGGUUGCUAUAUUGUAUUUCAUCCUUGGUAGUUGGCAAGGGACUGUGGUUUGGUUUUACAUGGAAGAAAGGUACCUUGAAUUAGUUGGCACAAUGGCAAUAUGCUCAUGUCGAGUUGGUUUGUGUACGACACCCUCUCAAAAUCUAUAAGCAGAAGAAUUGUAGAAACUUUCAACACAGCUUUGGCUUGCUUACCAUGAAGUUUUUUGAAUGCGCAAGUUUGCUUUAGUCUGUCCCAUAUUUGCUUUGAUGUACAUCUAAAAUAGAAGAAGAUGCUACAUCUAACUGAAGUGUAACUUGAAGUGCCAUGUGAAAAUCUUGCG
Molecule: messenger RNA, 2988 nt
Organism: Coffea arabica (coffee)
Lineage: Eukaryota; Viridiplantae; Streptophyta; Magnoliopsida; Gentianales; Rubiaceae
Source: RefSeq, a predicted model, not a curated record